AUGAGAGCAAAUCCAGAUGAGCCACAGGCUUGUGCGAGAGACGGUUCUGGCGGUGCGAGGGACGAAGCUCUCGCUGUCGAUUACGUGCCUACGUGCUAUUAUCCUGGAGGGAUCUUCGAGGAGCUCCCGGCGUUAGCUCCCGAGUUCCUGCGUUCUCCCGAUUUGAGCGGUCAAGCCUGGGAGAAUGUUACUAAGACUCAGUCAACCCCCAACAGCGUGAAGAGACUUCUGAGGGAACGCCAUGGACUAGGGGUAACUUUCUUGAUUCCCUCGGAACACCAGAGGCAUUGGUCGCCACCGGUUGGGUAUCAGUGUGUUUACAAAUCCUACUUUCGGGACGAUACGAAGCUCUGGUUCCCAAUUCCUCGACUAAUCACAUCGUAUGCGAGGCGCCGUGAUGCAGCGAUAAGUCAGUUCUUGAAUGGUUCGUGGCGUAUCGCGGUGGCCCUGAUGGUUAUGGCUGCUGAAAUUGAUGUCUCAUUGAGCGUUCGUGUCUUCGAGGAGUUGGCGUCCGUCAGCUCGUUAGACGACGGGCUUCUGUUGAUAAAGAUGCGCCCCAGCUACAAUGUGAUAGGAAGGCAUCGUAACAAGACGCCGGAUUGGCAGAGAUCUUAUUUCUUCGUUAAGUGUGAUGACUCUGCUUUCGAAGACCCGCCAGAUGAUGACUGCCGUGUCUUAUGGAACACUUUGCUUGCCGACCAUCCGACUUCUCGUGACUAUCCGGAAGAUUUUCUUUCAAGCGCUCGCGCCGUUGCGGGACUUGUUCAGGAGAAUUGGGGGAAUAUUUCUUGGGAGAGGGUUCACCGUUCGAUCGAUCGUAUUUCCAGGAAAGAUUGGAAUUCGAGUUACCCUCUCUCUGCCAACAAGACUAAGCGGCGGAUCUCGCUAUUCACUAAGGAGGUGCAGAAGAAAAUCAACGAGGCAAGGAAAAUGAGAGGGCUUCCAGAUCUGAGUGCGAUGAUGACGGUUGAGUUAAUCUGCCGAGUGCCGAACUACCUGCGCCUUCCAACGAGAUGGCGAUUGCCGGCACCACCGACGCGAGACCUCAUCAUGAAGAUUCCUCGGCCGAGACCCCGUGACGACUUUCCUGCUAGCGUAGGUUCUGAAGCGGCUCCUGUUGAAGCUGAGAUUCCUAAUCAAGAGGAGACGGUUGAACCAUCAUCAAAGAAGAGGAAGGAAGGCAAUCAGCGGCCUCAAGCUGCAGGGAUCGUGGGGCCGCGAGAGACUGAUGUUGCCAAUCCCGUGUAUCGGAGUGAAUCAGCUGGUGAGCCGGCUCUCAACUUAGCCUCGUUGGAUGACCUUGAAGGCGCCUCUCCCGAAGUUACGCUGCGGAAGAAGAAGAAGUCCAAAAAGACGGGUGGUCAAGAGUUGGUCGCUAGUGCUCCAGCUUCGUCGACCCAUGGAACAUCGGCUGUCGGUGCUUCGUCUCGGAAGAGGACUCCGAGGGUUGAGUUUCCCGAUCACGUGUCGUUUGAGUACGACGGUCCCACCCCGCUUAUCUAUGCUCCUUAUAAAUGUGCUGAGUUGGUCAGCCAGAUCAAAUGCGGGCCGAAGCCUCUUCCAUCCGUGUCUGAUUUGAUUUUUAAGGACGAGUACGUCGACGCUGCUCGCACUAAAGUACUGGGUGACGAAAGCAUGAAUUUCGUCGUUGAGAAAUACGACACAGCCUUGAAGGAGACUCGCGAAGCCUUGAGAAAGUCGGAGAAGGCAGUGGCGGCCAAGGGUAUGCUUCUCCGCCGGAAGAAAGUGGAAUGGAGGGAUGAGUUCGUGAGAAUGGCUGAGAAGAGGGAAAGAGCGAUUGCUCGGAAGAAGAUUCAGCGGAAGCGAGCUGUCGCGGCCGAGGCCGAACUCUCUGUCGCUAACGUGACCAUUGCGACUUUGGAGUCUCGGAAGGCCAGUCUGAUGGAAGAGAUGGGGGUCAAAGCCGAAGAACAUAAGAAAGAGUUGGGUCGGCUUAGGGACUCGCAAGUUUAUGAGGUUACGAAGGAGAGGGUGAGAGUUGAGACCGAGAUGAUCACGAAAUCCAACAGGCACUUCGGAAAUUUGCGCGAAUGGUGGACUCGCCGCGCCCCUUUCGACACAGCACGGUUGCUUCUGAGCCAGGCGUUUGGAACCAGGAAAUGUCUUGAGGCUUUAAAGGCUGGUGGUCGUGACAUCCCUCAAGAUGUCAUCGAUACGUUUGCGGCCCGCGAGAAGCAGUUCGAGGAAGAAGCCUCGAAACUUGAUCCCGGCGAGAUCCCAGAGGUUGACUUGACUCUUUCUCCACUUCACCUCGAUUCUCAGUUCGUCGAUAUGCGAACCUUUGUGGGCCUUGACCCAUAA
Molecule: messenger RNA, 2322 nt
Organism: Brassica napus (rape)
Lineage: Eukaryota; Viridiplantae; Streptophyta; Magnoliopsida; Brassicales; Brassicaceae
Product: meiosis-specific protein ASY2-like
Exons: 5
Coding region: 1-2322 (773 amino acids)
Source: RefSeq, a predicted model, not a curated record